This is a messenger RNA of Balaenoptera acutorostrata (minke whale), 2126 nucleotides long. It is a transcript of the gene CDK16, whose product is annotated as cyclin dependent kinase 16. Gene Ontology annotation, molecular function: ATP binding; protein kinase activity. Gene Ontology annotation, cellular component: nucleus; cytoplasm; synaptic vesicle. The record is from RefSeq and is a predicted model, not a curated record. The transcript is spliced from 16 exons. Lineage: Eukaryota; Metazoa; Chordata; Mammalia; Artiodactyla; Balaenopteridae. The coding region runs from base 410 to 1900 and encodes 496 amino acids. Gene Ontology annotation, biological process: neuron projection development; exocytosis; protein phosphorylation.
UGCGUGCGCAUGCGCGGAGCGCGGCGCGCGCAGCGGCUGGGCCGUUGGCUGUUCGGCCCUGGGAUCCGCCGCGUCUCCGCGAGCAGUCGGCUCUGAACCGCGAGCCGCCGUGAGCUCUCGGAUUCUAGCCGGCGCCAGCGAGCCCAGGGGCAUCGCCCGCAGCGGCCAAGCUCAUGGCCGGCUAAGCGGGACGCCGCCUCCGCCUCAGCCACCGCCGCCGCCGCCGCCUCCUCCUCCUCAGCCGGCGGCGGCCCGGGCCCAGCAGCCAUGGCCGAAGACUACUGGGACGGGCGCCUGCGGCGAACAGGAGGAGAAGGAGGUCGCGCGGCCUCAGCCCGGGCCGCCGCCCCAGGCGCCGCCGCGCCGGCCCCGCGGCGUUGAGGUUGCUCGCGCGCCCCCGCCGGUCGCCAUGGAUCGGAUGAAGAAGAUCAAACGGCAGCUGUCAAUGACACUCCGAGGGGGCCGAGGUGUAGAUAAGACCAAUGGUGCCCCUGAACAGAUAGGCCUGGAUGAGAGUGGUGGUGGCGGCGGCGGUGACCUUGGAGAGGGCCCCACACAUGCUGCCCCUGGGGAACCUCGCUCUGGACGGGGCCCACUCAGCUCUGCACCAGAGAUUGUACACGAGGACUUGAAGAUGGGGUCUGACGGGGAAAGUGACCAGGCUUCAGCCACGUCCUCGGAUGAGGUGCAGUCACCAGUGAGGGUGCGCAUGCGCAACCAUCCCCCACGCAAGAUCUCCACUGAGGACAUCAACAAGCGCCUAUCACUACCAGCCGACAUCCGGCUGCCCGAGGGCUACCUUGAGAAGCUGACCCUCAAUAGCCCCAUCUUCGACAAGCCCCUCAGCCGCCGCCUCCGCCGUGUCAGCCUGUCUGAGAUUGGCUUUGGGAAACUGGAGACCUACAUCAAGCUGGACAAGCUGGGAGAGGGUACCUAUGCCACCGUCUACAAAGGCAAAAGCAAGCUCACAGACAACCUCGUGGCACUCAAGGAGAUCAGACUGGAACACGAAGAGGGGGCACCCUGCACCGCCAUCCGAGAAGUGUCCCUGCUCAAGGACCUCAAACACGCCAACAUCGUCACGCUACACGACAUCAUUCACACAGAGAAGUCCCUCACCCUUGUCUUUGAGUACCUGGACAAGGACCUGAAGCAGUACCUGGAUGACUGUGGGAACGUCAUCAACAUGCACAACGUGAAACUGUUCCUGUUCCAGCUGCUCCGUGGCCUGGCCUACUGCCACCGGCAGAAGGUGCUACACCGAGACCUCAAGCCCCAGAACCUGCUCAUCAAUGAGAGAGGAGAGCUCAAGCUGGCCGACUUUGGCCUGGCCCGGGCCAAGUCAAUUCCAACGAAGACCUACUCCAAUGAGGUGGUAACACUGUGGUACCGGCCCCCCGACAUCCUGCUCGGGUCCACAGACUACUCCACUCAGAUUGACAUGUGGGGUGUGGGCUGCAUCUUCUAUGAGAUGGCCACAGGCCGGCCCCUCUUCCCGGGCUCCACGGUGGAGGAACAGCUGCACUUCAUCUUCCGCAUCUUGGGAACCCCAACUGAGGAGACAUGGCCGGGCAUCCUGUCCAAUGAAGAGUUCAAGACAUACAACUACCCCAAGUACCGAGCUGAGGCCCUUUUGAGCCAUGCACCCCGACUUGACAGCGACGGGGCUGACCUCCUCACCAAGCUGCUGCAGUUUGAAGGUCGCAAUCGGAUCUCCGCAGAAGAUGCCAUGAAACAUCCAUUCUUCCUCAGUCUGGGGGAACGGAUCCACAAACUUCCUGACACUACUUCCAUAUUUGCACUAAAGGAGAUCCAGCUACAAAAGGAGGCCAGCAUUCGGUCUUCGUCAAUGCCUGACUCAGGCAGGCCAGCUUUCCGAGUGGUGGACACCGAGUUCUAAGCCACAGACCGAGGCCCCAGCAGGCAGCAGCUGGAGGGAUGCCAUACCCCUCACAGGGCAGCCCCCAACUGCAUCAUCCUCCCUGCUUGCUGCCUGCCUACCUGCCUGACUCAUGCUCGCCUGCCCACAUGUCCCUUGCUGCCUGUCUGAACACCCGACCAUUGGCCUGUCGGCCCAUCCAUUGGCCUGUCUGCUGGGUGCUAACAAAGUUCUCAUCGCUCCUUCG